This is a messenger RNA of Aplysia californica (California sea hare), 1418 nucleotides long. Its product is annotated as tRNA N(3)-methylcytidine methyltransferase METTL6. NCBI's taxonomy places the organism in Eukaryota, Metazoa, Mollusca, Gastropoda, Aplysiida, Aplysiidae. The transcript has 6 exons. Bases 154 to 1206 code for a protein of 350 amino acids. The record is from RefSeq and is a predicted model, not a curated record.
AUUUGCUCCAAUGAUCGAUCAAGAAAGUAGGCCUAGGCUUGGCCAACGAAACGAAAGUUUUUCGUCAAACAAAAAACAACAACAUGGCUAUGACAAAAGAGUGAAGCGUGAGAGUUCUGAGAAAAUUCCUAUUAGAGUUUCCACAAAGAAAAGAUGGAAGAUUGUCCGGCCCAAAGACUUCAUGUGAGAGAGCUGAGCGAAGAGGAAAGAACCAAGUUGGAGGAAGACAUCAAUGUCAUUUCGGACUUUAAACAGAAUAAACUUGAGUUAGAGGCCAAGAAGAAUUGGGACCUUUUCUAUAAGAGAAACACUACAAAAUUCUUCAAAGACAGACAUUGGACAACAAGAGAGUUUGAAGAGUUGACAAGCAGUUGUGAUAACAGUGAUGAUCAUGCAGAAAGUCGCCGAAGAGUAAUUUUUGAAGUUGGGUGUGGGGUCGGAAAUUUCAUGUUCCCAUUGUUAGAAGAGGAUCCCCAUACCUACUUCUACGCUUGUGACUUCUCUCCAAGAGCUGUCGAUUUUGUGAAGAGCAAUCCCCUCUAUAACAGCGAUCGCUGCACAGCAUUCCCUUGUGACAUCACCCAAGAUGACAUCACAGCAACAGUGCCCCCUGCCUGUGUAGACAUAACAACUCUCAUAUUUGUCCUCUCUGCCAUACAUCCUGAGAAAAUGGUCCAAGCAAUUGAAAAUGUUGCAAAGACCCUCAAACCAGGAGGAGUGCUCCUGAUCCGCGACUAUGGACUGUAUGACUAUGCCAUGUUGAGGUUCUCCAAAGGGCACAAAUUGUCAGAAAACUUCUAUGUUAGACAGGAUGGCACCAGAGCUUUUUAUUUUUCCCUUGAGAAACUGAACAGUAUAAUGUCACAGGCUGGUCUCCUGCAGAUUCAGAGUAGCUACAUCGAGAGAGCCACGGUCAAUAAAAAAGAAGGCAUCCAUGUACCUCGGAUUUUUGUUCAAGGCAAAUACCGCAAGGCUUCCAGUGCUGGUGAUGUUUUAGGGACCAGUGACAGACAUAGUGAUUCUAACACUUCCAUGGAAAGCUCACGUCCCCCUGGGUGUGCUGACAGUUGUGAGAGCGACAAAUUAUCUGUUUGUUCUCCUAGCUCUGGUCUCUCUACAGUCAAUGGAACAGUAGGAGCAGAAGACAUUUCUUCAGUUGUGGAAAAUUUGACUCUUCAUAGCAAUGCUGAUGCUGACGACAGAUGACAAAUAACUACCUCUUAGAUUUACCUGAAGUAUAAAUACUGCUGUUUCCAAAAGAAACUGUUAUGUCUGUAGUAUCAGCCUCGCUACAGUCCACUACGCUUUUGCUGAAGGAAGAAAUGCAAAAGAAGAGAUGUCUGUUUUGUUGAUGCCAUUUGAUGCUGUUACACUAAUGUUGUCAUGUAAUAUUCUAUUAAAUAUGUGCUGAGUAAAGA